This is a messenger RNA of Linum tenue, 784 nucleotides long. The record is from the annotation of a GenBank genome assembly. Lineage: Eukaryota; Viridiplantae; Streptophyta; Magnoliopsida; Malpighiales; Linaceae.
UCUUCCCAACUCCAUCAGGAACAGCUCAGAAACCGGAGAAUCAACGAUGGUAACGACGAAAUCCAUGAAGGCAGCAGAGAAAGCGGAGAAGGCGAAUCAGGCGGGAGACGAUGGGGUCGAUGGGGCUGUGGAGGAUCUGACCGGCAUUGAGGAACUGAGGAGAGACCUGGAGGCGCAGGCGAGGAGACAGGCGCGGGUGGAGGAGGAGUUGGGAGAGUUGCAGGAGAGGGCUAGGGAGCACAACCGCACCAUCGAGGCCUUGACGGCAGCGGUGGAAGCCCUGGUGGGACAGGUGAGCGGCCUGACGGAGGCCUGGAGGAAAGGCGGGAAUGGAGUUGGUGGAGGCGAUCAGCCGCCGGAAGGGAAGAGCGCCGCCGUGGUGGUGGAGCUCGGCGGACAGGGGGCCGCGCGGCUUCCGGAGGGCAAGGGGGCGGGCGGUUCAGGCGAGACGGGAGGGGCGGCGGGCAACCCUAGCCGACCUACCGGGUCGCGUACGGGCCAAGUCACCUUCGGGCCAUCGGUCAAGGAUGGGCUACUACCGACACCAUCGGCCCAGGAGAGGGCCCGCGUGCGAGGCAAGGCCAAGAUGGCCGAGUACGUGGAACCGGACCUGCAGGCGGGCUUGGAUGAAGAAGAAUUGAUGGGCUUGGAGCAGGAGUAUGAUCACGAGCCGUGGCCCAAUGAGUUGAAUGGGCCCGGGGAGGACUAUAGCAGGGAUGAAGGAAGCCAUAUGGGCCGAGCUGGGAUGGAAGGCGGACCAGUUGGGAAGCGGCGAGAAACAGGC